UCCGCAGACUCAGGUGCGCCUCAGUCAACGCUGCGCAAAGACGCUCGUCCGCAAACGCUCUUCAUUCUUGCCGCGCCGCGCAGGACAUUAGGACCAACUACUUCUCCUUCUUCAUGGGAAAAACCUUCAUCUUAAUUUAUAGGACAAACAGGAAAAAGGAGCUUCCGCGGACCUCGUCACCACAAUGAGUUGGGGGGCCCUCUACGCCCAGCUGGGUGGCGUCAACAAGCACUCCACCAGCCUCGGGAAGAUCUGGCUCUCCGUCCUCUUCAUCUUCCGCAUCACCAUCCUGGUCCUGGCCGCCGAGAGCGUUUGGGGCGACGAGCAGUCAGACUUCACAUGCAACACGCAGCAGCCCGGUUGCAAGAACGUGUGCUACGACCACUUCUUCCCCGUCUCGCACAUCCGCAUGUGGUGCCUGCAGCUCAUCUUUGUCUCCACGCCGGCUCUGCUCGUCGCCAUGCACGUCGCGUACAGGAAGCGCGGCGACAAGAGGACCAUUCUGGCCUCCAACGGCACCGAAAACUGCGACCUGGAGACCCUGAAAAAGAGGCGUCUGCCCAUCACGGGCCCUCUUUGGUGGACCUACACCUGCAGCCUGUUCUUCCGCCUCAUCUUUGAGGGGGGCUUCAUGUACGCUCUGUACUUCGUCUACGACGGCUUCCAGAUGCCGCGGCUCGUCAAGUGUGAGCAGUGGCCCUGCCCCAACAAGGUGGACUGCUUCAUCUCCCGACCGACGGAGAAGACGGUCUUCACCAUCUUCAUGGUGGCCUCUUCGGCCAUCUGCAUGGUGCUGAACGUGGCCGAGCUGUUCUACCUCAUCUCCAAGGCGCUCCUGAGGUGCAUGGACCGGUCGAGCAAGAGGAAACACCCCUACGCCGAGAGCGCGUCGAGGGACAACAAGAAGAACGAGAGGCUGCUGUUGUCGUCCUCCACGGAUUCGUCCAGCAACAAGACCGUGUGCUGAAGAGCGACGAGAGGGAUGGACUUUUGGUCCCAUCUGUGGACCUCCAUUAGAGCCGUCUAGUGCAGGGGUGGGCAACUCCAGGCCUCGAGGGCCGGUCUCCUGCAACUUUUAGAUGUGUCUCUACUUCAACACACCUGAGUCAAUGAGGUCAUUAGCAGAAAAAAUAAAAAGAAGCGAAAUCCCUCGUUCGUCAAACAUUCAUAUAUUACAUCCAUUAUUCGGUUGAUUGAUGUCCAGCAGCAGGUUCUUUUUGUCCUCCAAACGCUGCACUUUGGAGAUGAUUCAGCAAUUUGAUUCAGCUGUGUUGGACCAGGGAGACAUCCAAUGAGUUGCAGGUCACCGGCCCUAGAGGACCAGGAUUGUCCACCCCUGGUCAAGUGGGAGACAGAGUCUGUUUUCCUGUGGGAAAGUUUUAGUUCUGCGUCUUAACCUGCAGCAGAACUCGGUGGUGUAUUUUCACGUGUGGCCUUAAAUUUUCCACUCAUGCACUGUUUUUCCUUUUUAGUUUAGUUUGAGUUCUACCUAGCCACUUACCUAGCAAGCUCACUAACAAUCAAAGCAGUUUAACAAACAUUAGUUUACAAUUUUGAAGAGUUGCUUUAAAGCCAGAAGGACUUCUUGCUCUUAAUCUCAAAGGCAUAUUUGACUUGACAUAAAAUGUGUAAUAAUUCCUUGUUUUAUAACAAUGUUUUGGCUAGAAGAACCAGCAUGAAGCUGCUCAUGAGAAGCAAAAUAUCAAUUUGUUCUCACGGAAAACCCCAGCAGAUUGCAAAAUGCCAAGCGAUACCUUGAUUAUUAUUGUUUUUACACGAGAGAUAUAUGAAGCUGUAACAAAAGCUCAAGUUUAUUGCUAUGGAGGAGAAUGAGCCUACACUGACAUCUCGUGGUGAACAAUGAGAAGAGGCGAGAACUAAAUUAAAGGGAUUUCUAUUUUUCACGGCAAUUGAUCAAAGGCGGAUUGGUGAAAAAUGUAGCUGUGUUGACUAAAUCGUCUUUUCACGUUUACGUUUUCUGUGUGUGAGAAUUUAACUGAGAAGAAUGCAGGAGUCCCACUUUAUUAAGAGACUAAAAUCAAUCAAAUGUUUUUGUUGUUUUGUUUUAUGGGGGGGGGGGGGAGAUUGUGACCAAAUACAAGACAAAAUCAGACAGCGUUUUCCUUUUAAAAAAACAUGAAAUAUAAAAAAAGGUGCAAUAAUACAGGGAGCGUUUUAAGUUAUCAGUCUGGUAUUCAAUCAAAUGUUAAUAGUGAAAGUGUGAAAAGUCUCUCUGGACGCCGCAUACAGAAUAGAGCCGUCAUGUUUCCAAUUUAAUAAACCAAAUUCAUCUUUUAGCUUUUGCCUGAUUAUAAUGUUCUUAAACUUUUAGAUUUUUUUCUUCUUCUCCAGUUUUUUUGGACGGCGUCUUACAAAACAGCUCAUUCCACUUGAACUCCUCACGUCUUGUCAUACAACCACAAACGUCAAUGUUUUUUUACUGGACUUUUAUACCAAAGCGGUGAACACAUUUUGUGGCCGUGAACAUCAAUUUUCAUAUCUUUUUCUAAAUUAUGAUUUGGCUUUCGUGGACUUUGACUGGGCCAUUUCAAACACAUGAAAAUGUAUGCUUCUUAAAUGAGUUUGUGUUGUAGUCUCAAGUUUUAAUUGAUUUCUUUCCACUAUUUCUUUCCACUAUUACCUAAACCCACAGCAUGAUACUGCCACCACCAUGCUUCACAGCUGACCGGUUUGUGGUCGUAAUGUGACAAACUGUGUGAGAAUUUAAGCGGUGUGAAUACUUUUGCAAAGUUUGCACAGAUGAAUAGUGUUUUCAGAAAUAUGUACAGUUAAAUCCUAAAUUACCCGUAACCCUGGUAGAUUUAGAUUCAAAAUAAUCUGAUCAUUUUUUCAAAUAUGAUUCUACUGACUUCUGACGCCAUUUUAAUGUUUGGGGGACCUUAAGAUGAGGGUGAUGGUAAGGAGGACAUCCAAACUCAAAGACUUGGAGUUUAUUGAAGAUCAAGCAACAAAAUAACAUGCAAAAAGUUGGCUGGCGAUUAAAUAUUUUUCCAUCGAUCACUGAGAUUAUUUUAAUAAAAUACAACUAGAAGACUGCUUUUCAUUAAACGGAUCCUCCUUAUCUGUUGUGUCAUUUCUUGUCACAAACAAAUCUCUUGGAUGAAUGGAAACAAUUUGAAAUCUAAAUCUUCCAGAAGUACGAAUUAUUUUGAUGGGCUGAGCUGCAUCUCUGCUGACAUUCAGACGAAAUUAAAUAGAGAAUCAAAGAAGUAUGUAAACUAUGUAUCAAUGUGAGUUUUGGCUCUUUGUAAUGUUUGGUUUGCCUAAGUUCAACGCUUUUUCUGAAUGGAAAUAUGCCGACAAAUGUUGCCAACUGGAUCCAUGUUUCGCUUUUAUCCACAGCUUCAGUUGCUUCUUGUAUUCACCUCAUGUACCGACGCCGCCCUGAAUCCAUCAGCCUUCAGCGUGCGUCUUACUUUAGCCGCCUCUCCGAUCACAACUCGGCCUCCCGACUGAGACAAAUCUCAAAUCCAAACAGGGCUGCGUCCGUCCAGGAAUAGACGUCACGGAUUAGUCACAUCUGUCUGUCGAAACAGGCACCCAGCCGGUGACUCUGUGAUUGCGCAAUGACCGCUAAGUGAGAUGAGCCGGCGCCAAUUAGAUGUGUAAAUUCCCCUGUUAUAGAAAGUAAAGCCGGGUGAGACGCUCAGCGUGGUUCGGUUGCGUAACAGCUCUUGCUGAUGCAGUUGUUUGGUGUUUGGAGCGACCCGCACAGUGUUGCACUCUGGGGAACUUAGAGUUGUUAAAAAAAAAAAAAAAGAAAAAAAAAUGAAUUGUAAACCCUCUCUAAAAUGACCUUUGACCUCCUGAUGUAAUUCCCCUCCCCCCCUAUUAUCCCCAUAUCACUGCAGACUUUAAAACUAACUUUGCUUCCACAGUAAUGUAAUAGUUUGAUUCUAACAGCUAUGCAACGCUAACAGAGAGAAAUGAACCAAUGAGACGCUUCAGAUUGUGAUUUUUGAAUGAGAUGUCUUGUACACUUGCACUUUGAUCCUUCAACUUGUUGUUCCCUUUGAGAAAUUUUUUAUAAAUUAGUGAAAACACAA
Molecule: messenger RNA, 4067 nt
Organism: Poeciliopsis prolifica (blackstripe livebearer)
Lineage: Eukaryota; Metazoa; Chordata; Actinopteri; Cyprinodontiformes; Poeciliidae
Gene: gjb8
Product: gap junction protein beta 8
Exons: 2
Coding region: 185-967 (260 amino acids)
Biological process (GO): cell communication
Cellular component (GO): connexin complex
Source: RefSeq, a predicted model, not a curated record